UGAAUAUAUACAAUUCCUCAUGGACUAGUUUUAAGUGACUAAUUCUGUUGGGCUCGGUUGCGGUGUUCUGAAGUACUAAACUUGCUCCUUUACUUUUAAUAUAUUAUAUGGUUAUCAAUAUGUAUUUUUGAGAGUAAAUUUAACCUUGUAAAUCGUACAUAACAAAAUAGACUUCAUCUACACCCACACUAUCUAACAAAUCGUAUAUCUUAAAAUUCAAAAUUUCCAAUUGAUGUUACUAAAUAACAAGAAAUAUUUCUUACAUUAUUUCGCACACACACAAACACGCAUUAAUAUAACUCAGUACCGCCGCGUAUCACACCGUUUCAAUUUGGCGAAGAACCCUUGAAUUUCGGUGAACCCGCGUCCAUACAAUGCACCAUCGCCGGUGGUGAUUGGCCAAUGAGUGUUAAGUGGUUGCUGAAUGAUUAUCAUCUUCCUGCCCAUUUGAAUAUAGCAACGACAAAAUUUACUAGACAUACCCAUGUCUUGGCUAUAGAAAGCGUUACUGCUGAUCAUGCGGGAAAUUACACAUGCAUCGCUGAGAAUUGGGCGGGAAAAGCUGUUUAUACAGCGGCUUUGAUUGUUAAUGGUUUGCUAAAUAUAAACUAUAAAUUACUAUUAUUUUGUUAGAGUAGUUAAUAUUGCUUUAAGUUAAACCUUAUCCCCACUCCAGUUCAUACGUCUCGGGAUUUAAAAAACGGAGCUGAAUGCCUUAAAACGGUACUCAGCGCGAAUAAUUUUAAAUGUUUUUAAAACUUAUCUAAAAACGCUACUGAAAUGUAGCUAUGCUUACUUAUUAAGUGCGCUGACUUCCAGUAAGUGUUUAGUUUAUUUGUAAACUAAAUUUUUCAUCUCUAAUGAAUCCUCUAUAUAAAAAAUAUCAAGCUUACAAAUCAUAAUGAUUGUAUACGAAAUUUGUAUUAUUAUUUCAACGCAAAAAGUUGCACCGAAAAUUGCACCAUUCGAUUUUGGUGAAGAACCGCUCAACUACGGCGAACCCGCCUCCAUACAGUGCACCAUACUCGGCGGUGAUCUACCAAUCAACGUUACCUGGUUGCUGAAUAAUGCUGCUAUUGAUAGUUUUCAUGAUAUAUCAUUAUCGCGUAUUGGCAAACGUGUAAAUGUGUUGACCAUCGAAGCUGUCGCGGCGCAUCAUGCGGGAAACUAUUCAUGUCGCGCGCAUAAUAAAGCUGGAAUUACAGAGCAUGCAGCGCGUCUGAUAGUGAACGGUUUGUUUUUUUAACAGCUAAGGGAUCAAUACUAUAUUGGAUGUGUUCAUUGUAUAUUUUUUUAAUUUUUUGUUUAAAAAUUUCCUCAAACUUCCCAACUCCGCGUUGAUUAAGCUGAUGUUAUAACUUUAAUUGUGUUUUGGCUGCGCUGAAUAGUAUUAGCAGUUAUUCAGCGUAACUGUUAUUACUGUAUUAAGAAUUCUGUCGAGAGAUGAGUGCUUGAACAUAUACAAAAAUGUUCUGAAUUGACAUUUUAUGUAUACAGCUAACUUUUUUGUAAUACAUAUUAUGAUUAUUAAAAUGAAGCUUACAAAAAUUGUAAUUGUUUUCCUACAAAAAGUUGCACCGAAAAUCGCACCAUUUGAUUUUGGUGAAGAACCACUCAACUACGGUGAACCCGCCUCCAUACAGUGCACCAUA
Molecule: messenger RNA, 1652 nt
Organism: Zeugodacus cucurbitae (melon fly)
Lineage: Eukaryota; Metazoa; Arthropoda; Insecta; Diptera; Tephritidae
Product: cell adhesion molecule Dscam2-like
Exons: 1
Coding region: 902-1246 (114 amino acids)
Biological process (GO): dendrite self-avoidance; axon guidance; homophilic cell-cell adhesion
Cellular component (GO): axon; plasma membrane
Molecular function (GO): cell-cell adhesion mediator activity
Source: RefSeq, a predicted model, not a curated record